AUCGUUAUUUGAUCUGCUUUGAUACUUUCAGCCCUGUGAGUCAUAUGGAUGGCUUGCAGCACCAUGGGGACCUUGCGGGAAAGUUUGCACAAAUGCCACAAGUUCACGGCUGGUUCAGUGUGUUGAUAGCCAGGGACAAACGAGGCCUGCCAAAUUCUGCAGGGGAUCCCGAAAACCGAUUGAAAAGAGUCCGUGUGUUGGCCGAGUUCAGACAACACUGCAGUGUGACCUAUGCAGCAUUAGAAGAAAUUGUUCAGGCAAUGGUUUUUGUAAGGAUGGUGAAUGCUCCUGCACUCGAGGAUGGCAUGGUAUCAACUGCGAAGUUCCUACCAGUUGCCGUGGAAGACUUGAUAACAAAGGCCGGUGCUGCAGAUCAGGGGUCGUGGACGGGAAUGGUCGAUGUUGCAAACACUCAAAGUCUGUCCUGGACAAGGAUGGUGUUUGCUGUGAGCAGGGAAAACUUGAUGCUUGUGGCGUUUGUAUGGGCACUGCAAGUGAGGCAGCAGGCCAUCGUCCUCGUGCGCUUGCCAUUAGAUCCUUUAUCACCAGCGUCACGCAGGUCCACAAGCAUUGGACAAGAGAGACAAGGUAGUGGAGAGGACAUAUGGGACAAGGCUAGGCGAAGCGAGCAGGGAAGGCCAGUAGAAGUAGCGGGAGAUGGUGUCGAAGGUUUUCUGGAAACCGAGGUGUCCUGCGGUCUUGGCGUCGUGGUGCUCGACCGAGAGUUGAGUACGGAGACCACGUGCGUCAGGGAUGCAAAGUCGGCGAGUGCCUUUGGUAUCAAUGUAGAGAAGGUUGUCGUGAAGGGAGUAGUCGGGGACGGGGUCAAGAUCGCGAAGCUUGUUGUAGAUGGUGGCGAAGUCUGGGCAAGAGAGGUAGCCUUGGCGGACUUGGGGUGGAGUGAUAUCUUUCUUGGAGAGGAUGGAGGAGACGAUGGUGUUGUCAGUGCGGAUGGUGAAGUAUUGCCCGUCGAGGUGCGGGCGCCAGACUGCGAGGGCAUGAAUCACGACGAGGAGUUCCUUCUCGUUGGAGGGGUAAUUCAUCUCCGCGGGAAUGAGCUUCUUGCUUGCAAAGGCGAUGGGGUAUUCGCCAGGUGGAGCCUCGGGGUGAGUGGGCGAGUCCUUGAUGGAAGGGGUCUCAGCGGUGUCGCGGGGGAAAUGUUGGGACAGUACAGCUCCAACAGUGAAGUCGGAGGCGUCAGAGGUGACAUAGAAAUGGCGAGUGGGGUUGGCGAUCUUGAGGACAGGGGCCGUGGUGAUGGUUUGCUUGACGGAAAACGUACAUUUGUUGAGCUUGGCGUAGAAUUUUUGCUCUCAGAGGAUCGAGAGGACUUGGCGGAGGUGCUGAAGGUGGGACUCGAAGGUGGGGCUGAAGACAAGGAUGUCAUCAAGGUAGACGACGACGCAGACUUCGAGGAGGUUGCGGAAGAUGUGGUUCAUGGUAGAUUGGAAGGUGGCGGGGGCAUUGGUGUAGUCGAGUUGGUUGUUGUCCUCAAGGAGGUAGUUGGGGGGGAGCUGUGGCAUUGCGGGGUAAACCCCGGAGGUGACUUGGGAAUAGGUGGGACGGAUCGUGGGGAUGGUGGUGGUGACUACCUGGAUGGAGGGGGUAGUGGUUUGGGACUCGAGGGCUUUGGAUGUGGGCACGGUCGUAGAGUGUUCAUCGAUUUCACUGACUUGGGUAGGACUACUCCACGAGGUAUGUGUCAGGUUAUGGUAUGUGUGGAUCGGUUCUCCAAAUAUGCAAAGUUCAUCCCCUUACCAGCUGAGGCUCGUGUGCCAGCCGUUCAGGUGGCAUUUGCUGACAGGUCGGUCGAUGCUCGUGGAAAGUGCUGUUCCAGCCUGAGGGAUGAGAUGGGGCUCUGCUGCUCUGGGAGUUCACUUGACGAGUGCAACAUAUGUGGAGGCGAUGGGACAAGCUGUGCAGCAGUUGUUUCUCUCACACUUCUUGUGCAGGAGCCUACUGUUCAUGCAGAUGUCCGUCUUGGACAGACAUCAGCUAUCAGGAGUGCUCUCAUUGUUGAGAUGAGCAGGGUGUUGGGUAUCGGCUGGGAUGGAAUCAUUGUGAACAACAUUGAAAGAAAGAAGGCGGACGUACAUCACACCCCACCACUGCGGCGGCUUGACGCACUCUACCUCCAACUCAUUGGAGGGGUGCAGGCUUUCAUGACGCACAUGGCGGUCACAUUGGAAUGCACCAUCGCCACCCUCCACACCAAGAUUACGUGGGAGAAAUUCGAGAAGAAAUGGAAGACCCGGUUCAUGGUCAACAACGACAAGCGUCAUGCCUUGAACAAGAUCUUCCACAUGUUUCAAGGUCAGCAACCUUCACGGGAGUGGUUGACGGAGUGGCAAAGACUCGUUGCCACCCCGGAGUUGAACUUACUGUUCGACGCAAUCCGGGCCGAAUUCUUCGCUCGGUCAUGCGACGCCUUGACAGCUGCUCUUGGCAGCGAAUUCCAGUAUGAGACCUUUGAUGACAUGAUCUCAAAGGCAAGGGAGCUCAUACAAGUCUCUCUUACAUCCGAGGAUGACGCGGUAGUCGCAAGUUCUCGUAUUGAUUUCGAGAACUAUGUUGUCAAGCUGGUCCCACCGUUGAACCAGCCUCUCCACGUGCAAGACUCAAGCGCAUGCGCAGUAGUUCCGCCGUCGGCCAACGAACCGGUUGCUUCGCCAACCCUUCUAUCGGAGGAUCCGUCAACUUGGGCGAGUCUUGAGGAACACGACCCGUUGACGGUUGAGGACUUCCAAUGGUUGCCUCUUCCCUCCACCAUUUUUUUGCCAACACCGCAUUGCAAUGCCUUAAUGGCAUAUUUGCGCGGGUACUUGCACGCUGUAGUACCACCUCCAUCGACGGACGACGGAGUAGCGGAUGUUGAUCUUCGCAACUAUCUAGCGAAGAUCGACCGCGAGUAUGCAACGCAACGGUACGUCGACAUCAACGCGCCGCUCCUCUACAUCCGCAUUCAGAUCGGAAAGGCGACCUGCAGUGCCUUGAUCGAUUGUGGAGCGACGCGCAACUACAUCAGCCAAGACUUCAUGGCACGCGCCGGGCUAGGCCCGCGCGUUCGAAGGAAAAGUCAGCCUAUGCACAUCACGUUGGCCGAUGGUCACACGCAAAAGUCAAUCGACCGUUGCGUUGACUCCGUGCCCGUGUACUUUGCCCCGCUAGCAUGUGAGGUCGUUUCAUUCGACAUAUUGGACACUAAGUUCGACAUGAUCUUAGGCAUGUCGUGGCUGCAAAGCGAAGACCAUCCGAUGAACUUUUAUCGACUCACCGUUCAUGUUCGUGAUCGGCGUGGCGAACUAGUCCCGUGUACGGUGCCGCUUCCUCAUCCUUCGAUUGGUUGUCACAUGGUCUCCGCGGCGAGCACUCGCCAAUCCAUCCAGCGAAAGGACAUCGAGGAGAUGGACAUAUGUUUUCUUCACGCCCUCCCACCCGGUGAUCAGCCCAAGACGGAUACGUCGGACCCACGCAUCAUUGAGCUUUUGGACAGCUAUGAGGAUGUCUUCCAAGCUCCCGCCGGAGUCAUACCGGAUCGGCCCAUACGCCAUGGGAUCACUCUCGAGGAUGGCGCCGUACCUCCGCGUGGAUGUAUCUACCGCAUGAGCGAAGAGGAGCUUCAAGUGCUUCGGGCACAACUAGACGACCUCUUGGCCAAGGGCUGGAUUCGCCCUAGUUGUUCGCCAUAUGGUUCUCCCGUUCUCUUUGUCCGGAAUAAGAACAAGGACCUUCGUCUGUGCAUCGACUAUCGGAAACUUAACGUGCAAACAAUCAAGAAUGCCGACCCUCUCCCUCGGAUCGAUGAUCUUCUCGAGCGACUAGGCGGCGCCAAGUACUUCUCGAAGCUUGACCUCAAGUCCGGAUAUCACCAGAUCGAGAUCCAGCCAAGAGAUCGGUACAAAACCGCAUUCAAGACGCGUCGGACACUGGACGAGCACCUCAAGCACCUUCGCGCCAUUCUGGAGCGGCUCCGUAUCACCAAGUACAAGGCGAACCGCGACAAGUGCGAGUUUGCCCAGCAAGAGCUGGAGUACUUAGGCCAUUUCGUUACGCGGCAAGGCAUUUGUCCGCUCACGGACAAAGUACAAGCCAUUCAAGAUUGGUCGGACCUCAAGUGUACUACCGACGUCCGCUCCUUUCUUGGCUUAGCAUCAUACUACAUGCGCUUCGUCAAAGGUUUUCAACAGAUCGCUGCACCAUUGUCGCAACCUCAGUCCCCCUUGGUGCCCUUGGAGUUCAACGACGAAGCCCAGCACGCGUUCCAUACGCUGAAGAUUGCUUUGCUCCAAGCUCCCGUCUUAAGCAUCUACGACCCAACCUUGCCUACCAAAGUGACUACGGACGCUUCCGGCUACGACAUUGGCGCGAAUUUGGAACAGCAUGACGGCACAGACUGGCAUCCGGUUGAGUACUUCAGCCAAAAGGUGCCGCCCAUCAACACUCUUGAUGAUGCGAGGAAGAAGGAACUGCUAGCUUUUGUCACCAUACUUAAGCAUUGGCAUCACUUUCUCCUCGGGCGUCGGCGUUUCACGUGGGCAACGAACACCAAUCCGUUGACGUAUUAUAAGACUCAAGACACGAUGAGCAGCACGAUCGGUCGGUGGAUGUAUUUCAUUGACCAGUUCGACUUCACCUCCAAGCAUAUACCGGGCUCCUCGAACAACGCAGCGGAUGCUCUCUCGCGAAGACCUGAUCUUUGCGCCUUGGUGCACUCCACAUUCGGCCUCGACGAGGACCUGCAACAGCAUUUCGUAAAAGGCUACAAGUCGGAUCCGGGAUUCUCCACACUCUAUGCGGACUUAUCAUCGGAUCACCCGCCGGCAAGCAAUUAUCGCAUUGUCGACGGCUACUUGCUGCUCCAUACACGAGGCAAGGACUUGUUGUUUUGCCACCGGAACAAAGGGCGCCAUCAGCUCUCGUACGGCGAACUGAAACCAUUGCCGAUUCCUCGGGAACCGGGUCUCUCCAUUGAUAUGGAUGUGACCGGCCCUUUCCCACGCGAUCGCCUUGGCCACGACGGGAUUCUCACGGUCGUUGACCGUUUGAGCAAGUACGCUCGAUUUCUUCCAUGCAAGUAUCAUGCGACGGCUCCCGAGAUCGCACGACUUUUGCAUACCGGCUGGUUUUGCAGCCACGGCGUUCCAGAAGACAUCGUCAGCGACCGCGACACUCGUUUCAUGUCAGCCUUUUGGACGACACUCAUGGUGGAAUCCGGCACCAGCAUGAAACCGAGUUUCGCACGGCAUCCUCAAACGGAUGGGCAAACGGAACGUGCGCACCAGACUGCGCAGAUGAUGCUCCACACACUCAUCCGCCUGGAUCAGAAGGACUGGGUUGACCGCCUUCCCGACACCGAGUUCGCCUACAACACUUCGGUGCACCCGGCGAUUGGCGUGACUCUAUUCGAGUUGCAUCACGGUGGACGAAAAGGACGUAUCUUCGCAGACCUCUUGCUUCCACGGGUUGCCGAUGUCGACGCCGCUUGCUCCCCCGCUUCUACACAGAAGUAUAGGGAACUGCUGGCCAAAGCCCGCGCAAACAUGCAAAAGGCUCAAGUCCGCAUGCAGCAGCAAGCAAACCGGCGUUGCAUCCCAUGUCCAAUACGCGCUGGCGACCUAGUUUGGGUCACCUCCGAGGAAUUCGCGCUCGAGCAGCACGUCUCGCGCAAGCUCCUCCCUAAGUGGUAUGGACCAUGGAAGGUCACUUCAGCAGCUGGCUACGACCCCGCGGGUCCAUCUUUCAUCAUUGAGAUUCCCCCGCAUUUGACGGUCCACCUGAUAUUUCACGUUUCAAAGCUGGCGGUCUACACUCCAGCCUCCGCAGCGGACUUCCCGGGCAGACGGUCACAGGACCCUCCUUCAAUGGAUGGUCAUCAGGAGGCCGAACGCGUCCUCGCUCAUCGCAAGCACGACAACAAGCCAAUGCAGUACAAAGUUACAUUCAAGCAAUGCGAUCUCGACGACACACGCUGGAUUUCACGAGCUGACCUGAAGGCAACAACACCCCUCAUCUUUGCGCACUACGGAAAACAGUCGCUGGCGAGUAGUCCAGCUAUGGCGCCCAGCACUCUUGCAGGAAAGAUGUGCCCGACAGAGGUCAUGGCGGUCUCCCUUCCCUCCAUUAUCCGGUCCCACAUUCUCAUCACAGAGCACUCCUUGCAAGACGAAGCCAAGGCGCUCUACGUGGAGCCCGACGACGACGAGGGAAGUAUGGCCGAUGACGAAGACUACGGGGUGGCUGACGGGAUUUCCCCAGAAGGAGCAGGGACUGGAGCCACGCCGUUGCCCGAAGGUAGCGUGGGGGCAUACACCCUGAGCUCCAUGCCGGGGAAAGAGAUCAGCGAGGGCAACGAGAACAGCGAGGACUCUGAGCGGGGCAGCCCCAAAACCUCUGCCGCUGUGGACUAAAUAUAUCGAACCUCCAAUUAUCAACCCUGCCCAACAAACGCCCAUCCCAACC
Messenger RNA from Chara braunii, 6459 nucleotides. The record is from the annotation of a GenBank genome assembly. Lineage: Eukaryota; Viridiplantae; Streptophyta; Charophyceae; Charales; Characeae.